This is a messenger RNA of Scomber japonicus (chub mackerel), 1386 nucleotides long. Its product is annotated as synaptotagmin-11-like. The record is from RefSeq and is a predicted model, not a curated record. Gene Ontology annotation, cellular component: membrane; axon; synapse. Gene Ontology annotation, molecular function: SNARE binding; clathrin binding; phosphatidylserine binding. Gene Ontology annotation, biological process: cellular response to calcium ion; vesicle fusion; regulation of dopamine secretion. The coding region runs from base 1 to 1386 and encodes 461 amino acids. The transcript is spliced from 4 exons. NCBI's taxonomy places the organism in Eukaryota, Metazoa, Chordata, Actinopteri, Scombriformes, Scombridae.
AUGGCGGACAUCACGGAGCUGCGACCCUCCUACGCCAUGUCCCCGGUCCUGGCGGGCUUCCUGGGAGCCGGCGUCCUGGUCCUGGUGGUGCUGGUUCUGGUCCUGCUCUGGUCUUUCUGUCAGCGGCGUUACCUCCGCGUCUCCGGCCGCUACAAGCUCCACGGCGACCGUUACUGUGACGCCGAGGACCCGCCCUACAAGUUCAUCCACAUGCUGAAGGGCAUCAGCAUUUACCCAGAAUCCCUCAGCGGCAGCAAGCGGAUCGUCCGCGGCGUGCGGCGGGCCGGCGACGGCGCGGCGGGGCGGGGCAUGGUGCUGGUCGACGCCGAGAACAACAUCCUGGACAUGACGGGUCAGCUGCAGAUGAGCCACCUGGUGCCCCCCGCCGCCGGCGCUGGCUCCGCCCCCCCUCACGGCCCGGCCCGGACCGAGCGGGCGCUGCCGGUCCGAGCCGACUACUGCUGCCUGGACAGCAGCUCGGCCGGGAGCAGCCAGACCAGCAGCAAGACCGCCUCCCCCUUUAGCCCCGCCUCCUCGGAGCCGGAGCCGGAGCCGGAGCCGGGCCUCGGCGCCGUCAGCCUCACCGUGGACUACAACUUCCCCAAGAAGGCGCUGGUGGUGACGGUGGUGGGGGCCCGCGGGCUGCCCGCCAUGGACGAGCAGGCGGGGAGCUCGGACCCCUACGUGAAGAUGACCAUCCUGCCGGAGAAGAAGCACCGCGUGAAGACCCGGGUCCUGAGGAAGACUCUGGACCCGCUCUUCGACGAGACCUUCACCUUCUACGGAGUCGCCUACAGCUCGCUGCCGGAGCUCACGCUGCACUUCCUGGUCCUCAGCUUCGACCGCUUCGCCCGCGAUGAUGUCAUCGGCGAGGCGGUGGUGCCUCUGAAGGGCGUGGACCCCAGCACGGGCCGAGUCCACCUGAGCCAGCAGAUCACCAAGAGGAACAUGCAGUGUGAGACUCGCGGGGAGCUGCUGGCGUCUCUGUCCUACCAGCCGGUGUCUCAUCGCCUCAGCGUCGUGGUCCUGAAGGCCAGACACCUUCCCAAGAUGGACAUCACCGGCCUGUCAGCGAACCCCUACGUGAAGGUGAACGUGUUCUACGGACGUAAGCGCAUCGCUAAGAAGAAGACCCACGUGAAGAAGUGCACCCUGAACCCGGUCUUCAACGAGUCCUUCAUCUACGACAUCCCCCCCGAGCUGCUGCCCGAGGUCUCCGUGGAGUUCCUGGUGGUGGACUUCGACCGGACCACCAAGAACGAGGUUCUGGGCCGGGUUCUGCUGGGCCUGCACAGCCCCGCCCCCACCGGAGCCGCUCACUGGAGGGAGGUCUGCGAGAACCCCCGCCGGCAGAUCUCCAAAUGGCACAACCUGAACGAGUACUGA